AUGGCAAAGAACAUCGACUCUUUCGAACAACUUACGACCCGAAUCAGACGUCUGCGAAUGAGAAGAUGUGGUCCAACACCAGCUUUGACUAUCUUCGUCGCUUACGCUCCAACAUCAAGCUACGAAGAAGAAGAAUUCGAAGCUUUCUAUAUGGAAAUGGAAAAGUUUUACCGAGAAGAUCAUGCCUUCCACAAGGUCAUAAUUGGCGAUUUCAACGCCAAGGUUGGCCCAAGAAGAACGCCGGAAGAACUUCACAUCGGGACUCACGGCCUACAAUGGAAUGACCAGGGGAGAGGCUCUCCGAGUUCAUCAUGA
Molecule: messenger RNA, 315 nt
Organism: Necator americanus (New World hookworm)
Lineage: Eukaryota; Metazoa; Nematoda; Chromadorea; Rhabditida; Ancylostomatidae
Exons: 1
Coding region: 1-315 (104 amino acids)
Source: RefSeq, a predicted model, not a curated record